Diprion similis is the source of this 5377-nucleotide messenger RNA. It is a transcript of the gene su(sable), whose product is annotated as protein suppressor of sable. NCBI's taxonomy places the organism in Eukaryota, Metazoa, Arthropoda, Insecta, Hymenoptera, Diprionidae. The record is from RefSeq and is a predicted model, not a curated record. Gene Ontology annotation, cellular component: nucleus. The transcript is spliced from 8 exons. Gene Ontology annotation, biological process: negative regulation of DNA-templated transcription. Gene Ontology annotation, molecular function: metal ion binding; RNA binding. Bases 967 to 4797 code for a protein of 1276 amino acids.
UCAGAAUAGUUCCAGAUGUGGCCAUGUUUAGUUAAUCUUUGAAGUUUCGCUUAUCAAUUGAUAUUUACACAAUAUUUAUAACAUCUUCUAUAUCCUGACAAAUUGAACAUUUUUCGCUAUUUGCAAAAAAUAAUUCACUAUAAUUGACUGCAGCAAAAAGACACGAAAACAAAUAAUAAACGUACACAGGGACUCUGAAAAAAUUAACGAGAACAGCAAAAAUACUUCAGAAAUACACACGUACGCGAGCUCAAGCCACGCUAAGCCAAGCCAAGCCCCGAGAAUACGAUCCGCUACGCACUAUCUCUUCGCCAUGUUUUCUUAAAUUUAUUAACCACGAGAAUUGCGAUACUUGUAUCGGUCGAACAAAAAUAAGGAGAACACAACAUAUACCUACAAAUAAAUCUGACCGCGGCAGCUCUGACAGGUUUCACUAAAAAUGUUCAGUAGAAAACUCGGUACACGGUCACGUAUAUGAUUAUAUCUGAGCUUUUCACUGGGAGCCUUUUUAUCGCGUUUCUGUACUUGGCCUGGUUCGUACAUCGUAUUCGCAUUUGCCACGGUGCCACGUCAGCUAGAAUGACGCUGGCUGGCUUAUUAGAGCUGCGAGACGCAAUUUCUGAAAAUACAGUGAACAAUUUAUUUCAUCCAAAGUGAAAAUACUUAAGAUUUUGGACCAUCAUUGCCUCAAAUAUAAUUCAAAUAUCAAAAUUAUCAAUUGAGUUGGAAAAAUCAAGGAAAAUAUUAAUAAUAAAUCAAACGAACGCACAAACCAUUAAUUGCAUUCGUUAUUUUUGGCUAUCGGGAUAUUUGAUAACGAAACAGUCAAGGAUAUUGCAGCGAAAAAACAACACAUUUGCCCCUAAAUGGUAGAAUUUAGGCGCGCAACGUACAAAAAUCAAUCACCGUUCAUCGAUUAGUGCAGUCAGUAUAUUGAUUUCAUCCAACAAAAUCAAUAAGCAAACAAUGGCACUAGAGAGUGUUUCCGCGGCCGAGACCCAAAUCGAAAGCAACAAUGAUGAAGAUUUGGAAGACGGAGAGAUUCCGUCUGAUGAGGAUGACGAGCCGAUUCCACCUCCGGUUAUACCUAAGCCUGGUAUUGAACAACCUAAGCCUGUUGCAAAGCAGGAGCCUCCCAAGAAUAAGAUUUUUGAUGCCAAGUUUAACAAAAACAAAAAGCCACUUGUGCAAGCAGGAAGUAAACUUGAUAGAUUCAAUAAGUAUAAAAAUCCAUCUGAGGAUUGGGCAGGUGAUGUUGAGAAAGCAAUACGAGCUGCAUUAGAAGAAGAUAAAGCUAAGAGUCAAGAUAAUAAAAAUAAAAAUAAGAAUAAUCGUAAUAAAGGCAGCAGGAAAAGGAGUCGUGAAGACAGGGAGGAAGACCGUAGUAAAGAACAAAAGAGGAGGAAACCAAGUGAUGAAGAAGAUGGUAAUGAAGAUGACGACGAGAUGCUGUUUGUCAGAGGUGCUUCACCAAUCAGAAAAGACUCCCGGGAACACAAUUCUCCUGCAAGACGUCUAAACAAUGACUAUGAGAGUUACGAGAGUGGAUCCGAUUACGAAGAGCGUCCUGGAUUCAAUCGACAUCGAGACAAUGAAAAUAAGCGUGGUGGGCGAGGAGGUCGCAGGGGUGGGAAAAAUGAUAGAGGAGGUAAAAAUAAAGGGCGAGGUCACAUGCGGAAUGAUCGAAACAACCGUAGAAAUCAGAACAACGAUCAUAUCCAAGACCCGGACUCUGUUUGUGUCUACUUUAUGCAAGGAAAAUGUCAUCGCGGAGAUGACUGUCCAUUUUCUCAUAAUGCUCUUCCUCCACGCAAAAUGGAACUCUGUAAAUUCUACCUUAUGGAUUGUUGUGCUAAGAGAGACAAAUGCCUCUAUAUGCAUCAUGAUUUUCCAUGUAAAUUUUUCCACACUGGAUUAAAGUGCACAAAUGGAGAAAAUUGUAAAUUUUCUCACAGUCCACUCAAUGAACAGGUCAAAAAUAUUUUACUAAAGCACUUGGAAACAGCACCGAAGGAGAUUUUGGGGGACUUUCCAAGGCUUACUAGGGAAGGAGCGUUGAUGAUGAUCAAUAAUACUGCCAAGGCUCAAGGACAAGUGAAUCAGAAUCUUGCAAACCAGAAAAUCCCCAGUCUCUUUGAACUGAAUGUCCAAGUACCGAAUAGCACUCACGGUGGAGAAAGAAAAGACGACGAAGCUGAGAAUACUGGUACCCAGCCAAAGAGUGGAGUAAAAGAAAGAAAAUCACCAGGAAAGAAAACUAGAUGGGGAUCUGAUGAGGAUCGCGUGCCGUAUGAACAAAUUAUGCUGCUUCAGUCAGCAAACCAACUUGGCCUCCAAUUACCCAACGCUGCCCUGGGCUUGGCUGUUCAACAACAGCUCCAACAUCAGCUAUUAUUGCAGCAGCGAAUUGCCAGCAUGGGAUUUUACAAUGAAUCGACUGGCGAUGACAUUGAAAAAGAGCAGGAUGCUAAAGAAAAAGAAGAUUUUACGAAAGAUGUUGAGGAGGAUGAAAUUGCUGCUCAGGCAAAAAAAGUAGAACAUGAGGCAAAGUUUGAAGCCCCAAAAGAUGUGGACCUUAGGCAACUUUUAUUGCCGCCUGCAAAGCUGUCUACUGUGAGCAUAGCCGACGAAGCAGCGAACCUAACUACAAAAAUUGAUGAAGAAAGUGACAAGGAUGAAGAAACUCAGCUGGUUAUAGAAAUUCCUGUCGAAGACGAAGAAAAUAGAGAUAGAAGUGGUGAAAAAUUGAAACAAGAAGAGCAGCAAAUGUCCGCCCAAUCUUCAAGUUUAUCUUUGGCAUCAGGUGUGUCCAACGAGGAUGGUGAAAUUCCGUCACACUUACCAAAACGAGCGCAAGAACUAUUUCUAAGAAUUCAACAGCUGCAACGAGCUGCUCAAGAUAGUUUCAAAAACAUGGACGAUGAAUACAUCAAAGAUAAUUUGGAGAAUCAACAAGGUGAUUGGUACUCUGAUGAUGAAGACGACGACGACGAUGAUGGAGGUAACUUGACAAUCGUUCUGAAAGAUACACAAAAAGAUGACAACGAAGUUGACACUGAUGGCAAGUCAAGUGGGCAAAAAGAUACAUCAUCCUCCACCAUAGUUGAAACUUCAACUGUACCUCAACCUGCGGCUAUUGUAGAUAAACUUGGAGACUUGAGCAAAAUUGAUAUCAGUGCUGAAGUUUCAAAACUACUGUCAACCAUCAAAGCUCACAGCUCAACGACGAAUAGCAAAGAUAAGAAGAGUCUAUCAAAGACAGAACAGUCCAUUGAAAAUGUGACAAAAUCUGAUUUGGAGCUUGUUGACAGACCUAUGGCACCGAAAAAAGUCAAGAUUGAGUAUCCUACCGAGUAUAACCAUCAGGGAAAAAGUAGAAUCGACAUGUACACUGGCGUUUCACCCACGUUCGACCAAGUUUCAGAAACGUCAAGCACGACUGUCCGUUCGAAAACGAUAACAAAAGACGGAAUUCCAAGCCCCAACUCGUCACCUAAUAUGACUGUGAAUAAUUCUUCCACUAGCAUUUCCAGGGAUCCAAGAAUGUCUAGGGACCCACGCCAACGACGAGAAGAUCACAAGCUACACAGUCCGCCGCCAACGGCGAGGUCAGACCUGAAAAAAGAAUCAAAACCCUUGAGGAUAGAGAAUAGUAUCUACAGUUCAGGGAUAACAAGCAUGGAUACUCACUUGGAUACAGAUUUAAGAGCUAAAAGUGAUCAGGAUCACAGAAGGAAAGAUAUGGACUUGAGACAACGAUACACUUCCGACUUUGGGGACACAGAUUUGAGAAUAGUAACAGCGACUUCAACAAGAUCAGACAUUGAUCUGAGACAAAUGCUCAGUCUCCCCUUUAAACCUGCACCAUCACAUGUUCCCUGUACAGAAAUAGAUGCAAGUAUAUCUUCGCAUCCUCCCAUGCCAUUCAAAGUAUACGUAGUAGAUAUACCAAUACCUUACUAUACAGGUCUGAAAUUGACUCGAAACGAUCCGCAAGUAAAAAAUGACCCUAGACUGCGAAAAAUAUUCCGUAUCACUGACGCAGACCUUGCAGAUUCGCCGAUGUCCCCGCCACCUGUUAAACCAGACACACCGAAGUCCCCGCCACAAAUUCGGGCAGAUCCACGUAGAAAAGCCUUAGAAAAUGCAACUUUACCACCUUCUGGCAGUGCUAUACCUUCCAUGUCCGCAAAUUCUCAGCAACCACCUAUAGACAAUGUGAAGGCGAUUAAUUCUCAAAGUAUGCCCAUCACCUUGGGCGGUAAUGCACCUAUGAUGGGAAAUAUGGGACCAAUGAAUAUGAUUGGAAAUAUUGGAGCGAACGGACCAAUGAUGGGAAAUAUGCCAAACAUGGGACAAAUGCCGGCUAUAACCAAUGUACCGCCGAUGGGAAACAUGGGGCCAAAUGGCUCACAUAUGGGGCCAAAUGGCUCACAUAUGGGGCCUGCUAAUCAGAUGAAUUUUGAUCCCCGAUUUAACCCACAGCGUAACAGCGGGGCUGGUUUAUUGGGCCCUGCACCUACUAUGGGGGGAUUCGGACAUGACGGGCCAAAUUACGAUGCGCCAAAUUACGAGGGACAGAACUUUCCACCUAGUAAUUUCAACACCUUCGGACCUAAUGACAAUAUUAUGGGCUUUGGUCCCAAUGGACCUCCACCUCCAAACUUUGGGGGUAAUGGAGGAGACUGGAAUGCAGGCAAUCAAAAUCAGAAUAAUCGGCGAGGGUCGGGUCGGAUUCGCAGACGAAAUCGUAACAGAAGUAACAAUAACAGUAGUAAUAGAAGAUCUCCGCCGUGAAUUGUAGAAUUUUAUGCAACAGUGAGACUUGUAGCAUCACAUGUUAAAAGUGGUUAAUAAUAAUGCCAACAUGACAAGUAAUAGAUGAGGCAGGUAAAAUGAGCAUGAUGUCACCCAAUUGUGUAAAUGGCUCUUGCUCAUAUAAGUUUGCAACGAGAUACUUCAUCACAUUACAUUUGAUAGACGACCAAGUAAUCAUUGGGUACUGAGUAUCCAGAAAUCAAUAUUAAAGCUGGUACGGAUCUUACAACAUCAGUCAAAAGAUUGCGUAUCAAGUGUUAAAAUAAUUGAUGAGAUUGUGCAUAAUUUGUAUUCCGUUUUAAAGUUGUGUACUUUAACUAUAUUUCAUUUACCCAGAAGUUAUUCGACAUUAUAUUUAUCGAUUGCAAUAACUGCAUUAAAAAUAACCAGUACAGAAUUUUUCAUUAGUGUUACUUCUUAUUUUGUAUUUGAAGAUGUGUAACUCAACAAAUUACUAUAAUUCAUUAUGGAGGAAAAUUAUUUUCAAGUGGCCCACUCAAGUCGACAUAUUGUUUUUCCGUAAAAUGCAGAUCUAUUCAAUACAAUCCUAAAACACAUA